Neoarthrinium moseri is the source of this 1233-nucleotide messenger RNA. RefSeq lists its product as uncharacterized. Gene Ontology annotation, cellular component: nucleotide-excision repair factor 1 complex. Bases 1 to 1233 code for a protein of 410 amino acids. Lineage: Eukaryota; Fungi; Ascomycota; Sordariomycetes; Amphisphaeriales; Apiosporaceae. Gene Ontology annotation, molecular function: damaged DNA binding. The record is from RefSeq and is a predicted model, not a curated record. Gene Ontology annotation, biological process: base-excision repair; nucleotide-excision repair, DNA damage recognition; nucleotide-excision repair involved in interstrand cross-link repair. The transcript is spliced from 2 exons.
AUGCCGCGGCCGUCAACUCCUCCGCGAGCCACAGACCCCUCCAAGGCAGCCGCCUCCCCACCAACACCUGAGGUGACUCGUCGCAUCGAGGAGAACAGAUUGAAGGCAAAGGCCCUACGAGAGGCGCAUGAAGCCAAGCAACGAGAGGCCGGCGUGCCGUCGCUGGGCAGGACGUCAUCUGGGUUUGUCGCAACCGACGAGAUACACAUCCCCAACACGCGGAAGCGGACGCACGACGAAAUAGCGACGGUGCGAAAUACACCAUCCACCAGCCGCGAUGGACGUAUUAAUGGGGCGUCUACCACUGCGGCCGGUGCAAGUGCAAAUGCAGAUACCGGGGCCAUUCGGCCGGCGCGCAAGUUUACCAAGUUCGUCGACUACGACUUUGACAAGAUCACGGACACCAAGGGUGGUUUCCUGAGCGCUGAGGACGACCCGUGGAACAAGGCUAUGAGUGGCUCUGCAUCAUCUGGGAACAAGCCGGGCCAGCCUCCUGAAGGGCCGGAGGAGAAACCCAAGGGCAUGACGGAGGCCGAAUGGGAACGGCUGCAGCUCCUGCGGAAACUACGACGGCAAAAAGCAGGCCCAUUUGAACCUGGCAUUAGUGUGUUGAAAGAUGAGGCACAACGAAAGAAGUGCCGUGAGUGCGGGAGUCUCGAGAUCGAUUUUGUAUGGGAAGAGGUGUUCCACUGUACCGUUUGCAACAAGUGCAAGGAAGCCGCUCCGGAGAAAUACAGUCUUCUCACCAAGACCGAGGCGAAGGAGGACUAUCUCCUCACGGACCCGGAGCUGCGGGACGAGGAAUUGCUGCCGCACCUGUCCAGGCCGAACCCCCACAAGUCGCACUGGCAUGACAUGAUGCUGUUCUUGCGGUUCCAGGUCGAGGAGUAUGCCUUCUCGGACAAGAAGUGGGGGUCGGCCGAGGCCCUGGACGAGGAGUUUGAGCGCCGCGAGGCCGACAAGAAGCAGCGGAAGGAGGCCAAGUUCAAAUCCAAGCUCCUGGACCUCAAGAAACGCACCCGCACCGACGCCUACCGCCGGGAGCACGGUAAGCUCGGCAGCGGAGCGGGCCUCGGCAGGAACCAGAACGGAGGGAAGGCAAAGUUCGGCGACGUCGUGCCAACCGGGGCCAGACAUGUCCACGAAUGGGGCCGCGCGAUCGAGAACGAGGAGGGCAUGACUAUCAAGAGCUGCACCAGCUGCGGCAUGGAGGUCGAGGAGAUGGAGUUCUGA